This is a messenger RNA of Fusarium redolens, 1005 nucleotides long. Its product is annotated as chitin synthase chaperone-like protein Chs7. Gene Ontology annotation, cellular component: endoplasmic reticulum membrane. The transcript is spliced from 2 exons. Lineage: Eukaryota; Fungi; Ascomycota; Sordariomycetes; Hypocreales; Nectriaceae. Gene Ontology annotation, biological process: protein folding. The record is from RefSeq and is a predicted model, not a curated record. The coding region runs from base 1 to 1005 and encodes 334 amino acids.
AUGUCUGGCUUCGGCGACUUCACCUCGAUCUGCGAGACGGCACCUCUGCCACUAUGCGCUUCAGUUGGACCUACACUUCAGGCGACCGGUCGUACCGGUAUUGAGCCAGAAUGCUAUGCUCGCAACAUCGAACUCGCCAACACCAUCAUUUUCGAGGGCGCUGCGUCCGUGAUGCACAUUGUUGCGCUCAUUAUGACCGUCAUUAUGAUUCUCCACGUCCGUAGCAAGUUCACCGCUGUUGGCCGCAAGGAGAUUCUCAGCUUCUUCUACCUCUAUAUGUUACUCACUGCUAUGUCUCUCAUUAUUGAUGCUGGUGUUGCGCCUCCAGGAAGCGACCCGUAUCCGUACUUUGUCAGUGUGCAGAAUGGACUCAGUAGUGCGGUUAUUACAUGUCUUUUGAUCAAUGGCUUCGUUGGUUUCCAAUUGUAUGAAGAUGGAACACCUCUCUCAGUAUGGAUGAUGCGCAUCAGUUCUCUGGCUGCUUUCGCUAUCAGCUUUCUCGUCUCCCUUGCAACCUUCAAGAGCUGGGCUGGACUCGGACCCACCAACACUGUUGGACUGUUCGUCGUUCUUUAUCUGUUGAAUGCUGUCCAGCUUUUCGUGUACGUGGCUAUGCAGAUUCUGCUUGUGACUAGGACACUGCAGGACCGAUGGCCUCUCGGCGAUAUUGCGUUUGGUAUCUUCUUUUUCGUGGCUGGUCAGGUCCUUCUCUACGCCUUCAGCUCGAAGAUCUGCGUCGCCAUCAGCCAUUAUCUUGAUGGUCUGUUCCUCGCGACAGUGUGCAAUUUGCUGGGCGUUAUGAUGGUUUACAAGUACUGGGAUUCGAUCACAAAGGAAGAUCUCGAAUUUUCAGUUGGUACAAGGAUGAACAACUGGGAGGUCAAGGAGCUGCUACCAGAGGAAGAACGAAGGGCGACUGUCUUUUCAGAGGACCCCUAUGCUCAAUCUAGCUCCUAUGAUCUGCCUUACUCGCCAGGCGCGGCACGAUACUCGGCCAAGUACUAA